Molecule: messenger RNA, 1269 nt
Organism: Lycium barbarum (goji berry)
Lineage: Eukaryota; Viridiplantae; Streptophyta; Magnoliopsida; Solanales; Solanaceae
Product: RGS1-HXK1-interacting protein 1
Exons: 9
Coding region: 110-910 (266 amino acids)
Source: RefSeq, a predicted model, not a curated record
GAAAUUAGGGGGACCAAUGUGGCAAUUUAGUUUUCUGGUGGAGUAACCUCAAGCUGGAUCCUUGCAACAAAUUCGGGUCCGACGGAACGCAAAACGCUAUCGCUCGACAAUGGCGGCAAUCGCCGAAUCAUCGGAACCAAAUGCAAACUCGCCGUCGUUACCACCGGAAAGAGUUAUUAAGCAUGAAGACAAGUCAAGUACCUUGGGAGGAGAAAUUGUCCCAUGGAUCGACAACGCAGUGCAACAAGCGCACCUUGCUCAGAAGACUGUAGAAGACACUUUUGAGAAUGCAAUUGCGGUCACCAAAUCUCGUAUCGAUCGUAUUUUAACCACCUCAUCUGUCCACUUUAAUCAAACACUUGAUACCUUACAAGAUCUGAAGUCUGAAUAUAGUAUAUAUGAGGACUUGGUUUUUGGGAAGAUCAGAGAGGGUCUUCUCCUUGCUGCCUCACACCCUAUAACAACUACUGGAGCUGUUCUUGGUGUUGGAGUCCUGGGUCUGAAAAGGCCAAGACGUUUCUUGUACUACAGUACGAUGCGGCUAUUUGUGAGUGAAAAGGCCUUGCUUUCUAGGGCAGAGACAAAAGUCAAAGAAUUACAGAACUCAAUUGACCGUCUGAAGGCUGAAAGUGCGAAAUUGGAGAAUAAAUCGGUGCAAGCUGAAGGAGAGAUGAUACGAGGAGGGAUGAAACUAAGGCAAGCAGGCAAACAAAUCCGUAGUGUCAUUAAGUCAGCAUAUAAGAUAGAAAGGCAAGCUGCAGGUCUGAAAGAUGUUCUUAAAGAGCUUCCCCGAAGAGAAGUUUCAGGCUUCCGGUCACAAGUUUCCAACCUUGCUUCAGAGGCUAAAAAAGAAAGGAAUGUUCUCACCAAGGAAGUUACAAAGAUAAGCAAUUAUGGCAUAUCCAUCUGACUGAACUGCACUCUUGUUUUAUAUGAUCCAACACAUGCUGGACGUUAGGCGCUAGAUACUGUUUCUCUCUGUCUCUCCCUUUCAUUUUCACUUAAGAAGCACUGGGGAGCUCUAUUUUUGGUCAUUCUAUAGUGUGAUUAUCAACUCUGAACUUUGCUACAUAACCCAGAGGAGAAGUUAAAGUUCAGCGUUCAGGGAUUUUGCUUGUUUUCUCUUUCCUGAAUAAGUGAUGGUUUGAGGGUAGAAAUAUUUGGGCAUAGGCCUUUACUGACUUGAGAUCUCUGUUGCUGGAAUCCAACCCCUUGCUUUGUACGACUUCAGACCCUAAUUUACAAGCAAAAAAGAAAAAUCUUCUGUUA